Messenger RNA from Striga asiatica, 1848 nucleotides. The record is from the annotation of a GenBank genome assembly. NCBI's taxonomy places the organism in Eukaryota, Viridiplantae, Streptophyta, Magnoliopsida, Lamiales, Orobanchaceae.
CCUCCCCAAACCCCUUCCCGGAGAGAAGGGUCUACAAACCUCCCAAAACCUCGUUCUUGUGACAGUGAAAAAGGGCAGAUCUUUGCCCAGCCAUGAUUGAAAGUCGAUUAAUUGUGCUACUGAGGAAAUCCAAAUCUCUAUCCCAAAAACUUCUGUCGCCGACGACGAGGGAAUGGAAAACGUCAUUUUCCUCACCUGGUGUCUUCGCAUGUGAGUCCCAAGCUAGAUUUUACUCUUCAUUUCCGAGACCUUGUCCUGCUACCAAAACCUCGGUCGUACAAAGCUGCUUUGGCAGUGGAUUAAGGUCGUUGCUUCAGAAUAAUUGUAAGAGCAUUCAUAAAUCAUCAUUAAGGAAUUUCACCACAGUGGCCUCUUUACCUGGAAAAAGUAUACAAGGAGUGAAACUUCUUGUCACGUCUGGACCUCAUGCUCAGAAAGCAGUUGGUAUUUGGCUUUUUGUGUCAGCUGCUUGGGUCUUUAGUAUGGUGGUACUUGGUGGUGUCACUCGGCUGACCAGAUCUGGCCUAUCAAUGACUGACUGGAAAUUCACAGGCGGUCUUCCUCCUCUCUCGGAUGAUGAAUGGUUGAUUGAAUUCGAAAAAUACAAGCAGUCUCCCGAGUACAAGCGAAUAAAUAAAGGGAUGAAUCUUGACGAUUUUAAGUUCAUCUACUGGAUGGAGUAUGCCCACCGUAUGUGGGGAAGGGCACUGGGUAUAAUGUUCGCAUUGCCCUUCUCAUAUUUCCUUAGGAAAGGUUACAUUACCCUCCAAUUAGGACUCAGGCUUUCUGGCUUGUUUGCUCUUGGCGCCGGUCAAGGACUAAUCGGCUGGUGGAUGGUCAAGAGUGGAUUAGAGGAACCCGUGUCUGAGUAUGCUGAACCAAGGGUAAGCCCUUACCGGCUUGCAGCUCAUUUGACCUCAGCAUUCAUUAUUUAUUCUGGGCUUUUUUGGACGGCUCUUUCUGUUGUUAUGCCUGAACCUCCUGCUGAGUCCUUAACCUGGGUUCAAGGGGCAGCAAAAGUCAAGCGUAUUGUGCUCCCUGUGAGUAUUCUUGUUGGGAUCACCGCCAUUUCAGGAGCAUUUGUUGCUGGAAAUGAUGCCGGCCGUGCAUUUAAUACUUUCCCCAAGAUGGGUGAUGUUUGGAUACCAGAUGACUUAUUUAACAUGAAGCCUCUAAUACGGAACUUCUUUGAAAAUACAGCAACUGUGCAGCUCGACCAUAGAAUACUUGCGACUGCAACCUUAUUUUCAAUUGGUGGCUUGUGGUGGUCAACAAGAAAACUCGAUAUACAUCCUGCAAUACGGUCUUUAAUAGGAAGCACUAUGGGCAUGGCUGUUCUUCAGGUGACCUUAGGGAUAUCAACUCUGCUAUCUUAUGUACCGGUGUCACUUGGCUCUGCUCAUCAGGCUGGCGCCCUAACUCUUCUAACCCUAAUGAUUCUUCUGAACCACACUUUGAGACGACCUUCUUUACACCUUCUGAAAACACUUCCUUCUAUAGCAAAAUCUGCAUGACAGAGAUUGAGACGGUGUGGCACGCAUCUUCGGGACUAUUCUACUAUGCCUUUCCCGCGUAUGGGUAGUAUUUAUUCAAGUGCAAACCUUCUGGUUUUGUAUAUGCACUUUUUAUCGUAAUAUACUCUUUUAUUUUUUCAUCGCUAUAAAAAGUAUUGUGCCCCUAUGGUUUUACGUUCCCAUGCCCGCCCCUAUUUAUAUUAUAUUUGAGGCUUUUUUGUCAUUCUGUUGCUUGUGCUAGCAUAAUCUCGCUUUGGAGAUGUGUUCGAAAAUUCAUCCACUAAACUGUAAUCAGCCUACAAUCAAGUGUUAGACGAGAAGGGGUAGCUCAGUU